CUCUCCAUCUUUUCUUUUGAACUUCCUGUCAGGAUGUUCUUCUCGGGAAGGCAGUGUGGCCAUGCUGGCAGACCUGAAGAACUUCUACUGAUGUUCAAGAUAUUUCUCAUCAUCAUUUGUCUUCAUGUUGUUCUGGUUACAUCCCUGGAAGAGAAUGCCGAUAAUUCCAGUUUGUUAUCACCAUCUGCUGAAUCAUCUCUUGUUGGUUUUGUCCCCUACUCCAAUGAGGUUGAAACUACAAGCCUAAAUGAUGCUACUUCGAGUGUAUUAUCCACUUUAAACAAAACAGAAAAAACUAAAAUCACUAUAGUAAAAACCUUCAAUGCAUCAGGAGUCAAACCCCAGAGAAAUAUCUGCAAUUUGUCAUCUAUUUGCAAUGACUCAGCAUUUUUUAGAGGUGAGAUAAUGUUUCAAUAUGAAGAAAGCAGUGUUACCCAGAAUCAAAAUCUGGCUAAUGGCACCUUAUCUGGAGUUCUAUCUCUAAGUGAAUUGAAACGAUCAGAGCUAAACAAAACCCUGCAAACCUUAAGUGAGACUUAUUUCAUAGUGUGUGCUACAGCCGAGGCCCAAAGCACAUUAAAUUGCACAUUCACAAUAAAAAUGAAUAAAACAAUGAACAUAUGUGCUGUAAUGGUGGCUUUGAAAAAAGUAAAGAUUCGACCGAUGGAGCAGUGCUGCUGUGCUGUCCGGACACCCUGCCCUUCCUCCCCAGAGGAGUUAGAAAAGCUGCAGUGCGACCUGCAGGAUCCUGUUGUAUGUCUGGCUGGUCAUCCAGACGGCCCACCAUUUUCUCCUAGCGAUUCCAUGCCAGUUGCUCCUCAGGCCACCAUCCUGGCCCAGGUCUCCAGUGCCUUCUCUUUUGCUGAACCUCUAAAUCAUCCACCUGUAACCCAGCACCCUGCCUCUCCAACACGAGUGACUCCCCUUCCUUCUCCCCAGCCUACGGCUCUCGUUGCUUCCAGCCCUGCCGCUGAUAUGCCCCCCAAAUCCGGAACUGUCUCUUCCCCUCUGCCCCAAACUGAUCUCUCCCACACCCUGCCACCUGUGACAUCCUCACUUUCCUCUCCUACCACGUCUGUACCCAAGAGUUUCAUCACGACCAGCACACCUCCUGAGAAGACAGAAAUUGUUUACACCGGCAGCAGCAGUGAUUCUGAUCUUGAGAACCAAGUGUCCCAGAUGGAGAAGGCUCUGUCCUUGGGCAGCUUGGAGCCUAACCUCGCGGGAGAAAUGAUAAACCAUGUCAGCAAACUCCUUCAUUUCCCACCUGCCUUGCUGGCACCUGUGGCCCAAAGAUUGCUAAAAAUAGUGGAUGACAUUGGCUUACAGCUGAAUUUUUCAACCAAGACCAUAACUCUAACCUCCCCUUCUUUGGCUCUGGCGGUGAUGAGAGUGAAUGCUAGUAAUUUCAACACAACUACCUUUGCUGCCCAAGACCGUGCAAAUCUUCAGGUUUCUCUGGAACCUCAGGCUCCUGAGAACAGUAUUGGCAUUAUAACUCUGCCUUCAUCACUGAUGGGUAAUUUACCAGCUAAUGACGUGGAGCUGGCUUCCAGGGUUCAGUUCAACUUCUUUGAAACGCCUGCCCUGUUUCAGGACCCUGCCCUGGAGAACCUCUCUCUGAUCAGCUACGUCAUAUCAUCCAGUGUUGCAAACCUGACGGUCAAGAACUUGACAAGAAAUGUGACAGUUACAUUAAGGCACAUCGAUCCGAGCCAGGAUGACUUAACAGUGAGGUGUGUAUUUUGGGACUUGGGCAGAAAUGGUGGCAGAGGAGGCUGGUCACACGAUGGCUGCUCUGUGAAAGACAGGAAACCGAAUGAAACCAUCUGUACCUGCAGCCACCUUACAAGCUUUGGCGUCCUACUGGACCUAUCGCGAACAUCCUUGCCCCCCACUCAGAUGAUGGCUCUGACGUUUAUCACAUAUAUUGGUUGUGGGCUCUCAUCAAUUUUUCUGUCAGUUACUCUUGUAACCUACUUAGCCUUUGAAAAGAUUCGGAGGGACUACCCUUCCAGAAUCCUCCUCCAGCUGUGUGCAGCCCUGCUGCUGCUGAACCUGGUGUUCCUCUUGGACUCAUGGAUUGCUCUGUAUGACAUGCGAGGCCUCUGCAUCUCAGUGGCUGUAUUUCUGCACUAUUUUCUUUUGGUCUCAUUCACAUGGAUGGGCCUGGAAGCAUUCCAUAUGUACUUGGCCCUCGUGAAAGUGUUUAAUACUUACAUCCGAAAAUACAUCCUCAAAUUCUGUGUUGUUGGUUGGGGGGUACCGGCUGUGAUUGUGGUCAUUGUCCUGGCUAUAUCUCCCAAUAACUAUGGCCUUGGAUCGUAUGGGAAAUUCCCUAACGGCUCACCGGAUGACUUUUGCUGGAUCAACAGCAAUGCUGUGUUCUAUAUUACGGUUGUGGGAUAUUUCUGUGUGAUAUUUUUGCUGAACUUCAGCAUGUUCAUUGUGGUCCUGGUUCAGCUCUGUCGCAUUAAAAAGAAGAAACAACUGGGAGCCCAGCGAAAAACCAGUAUUCAGGACCUGAGGAGUGUUGCCGGCCUUACGUUUUUACUGGGCAUUACUUGGGGUUUUGCCUUCUUUGCCUGGGGACCAGUUAACGUCACUUUCAUGUACCUCUUUGCGAUCUUUAACACCCUGCAAGGAUUUUUCAUAUUCAUCUUUUACUGUGUAGCGAAAGAGAACGUCAGAAAGCAAUGGAGGCGGUAUCUUUGUUGUGGAAAGUUACGGCUGGCUGAAAAUUCUGACUGGAGUAAAACUGCUACUAAUGGUUUAAAGAAGCAGACCGUAAACCAAGGAGUGUCCAGCUCUUCAAAUUCCUUGCAGUCGAACAGUAACUCCACACACUCCACCACGCUGCUGGUGAAUAGCGAUUGCUCAGGCCUUGUGAGCGGGAAUGGGACUGCGUCUUCAGAGAAGAAUGGGGUUUCUUUCAGUGUUCAGAAUGGAGAUGUGUGCCUUCACGAUUUCACUGGAAAGCAGCACAUGUUUAACGAGAAAGAAGACCCGUGCAAUGGUAAAAGCCGUAUCGCUCUCAGAAGGACUUCAAAGCGGGGAAGCUUACACUUUAUUGAGUAAAUGUGAUUCCUUUUUCUAAAAUCAAAGCAUGAUGCUUGACAGCGUGAAAAUGUCCGAUUUUAUCUUUUACACAAUGUGAGAUGUAUGAAAGUCAACUAAUUUUAUACUCGGCAACCUCUGGAGAAGCAUUUGCUAUUUGAGGGCAAUGGUUAUUGGAAGAGGAAACCGAGACCUUGUUCAUGGUUUUUAGACAUUUGUAGUUUGUUUUUUUAUUCUUUAUUUUAAAAAGAAGAUUGGGUUUAAACAACACAGUACGAGUAAGACUUAUUUAAAAUCAAAGUAGUUCCUUUCUAGCCACAUUUCUAAGAGGCUAAGUCGUCUUUGAUAACGUCCUAGAAAGCACCUGUUGACUUCAGCCCAUUGGUGAGUUUAGUGGUGCGUGCCUUUGUUGUAAAUAAGCUAAAUUCUGGUGACCCACAUGUCAAAUAUCUUCUACGUUUUUUGUAUUUAUUUUCUACUGUGUAAAUUUAUUUCUAUGUAGAAUCGUGGUUGUGUUAUUGUGUCUAAUGUGACAAUUCAGAAAAUCCUUGAUGGUUCAGUGAAUUCUAAAGCUCCUUUUGGAGAUUAUAUGGGAUGUGAAAUACAGAAGCUUCACUGAAAUCAAGAAAUAAUGAUGCCAGCCAGACUGGACAAAACGUAAGCAGACAGUGCCAGAAUUAGCUCAUAGAGUGCCUUUGAGCAGCUUGGAAGAAGGUGCCCCACUGGUCAGACACAGCCCCAAGGGCUCAUGGUCUGGCAUACAGAGCGGGGACCAUAGUUUAGCCUCACUCAUCCUUGUGCAACCAUAUGCAGCACCCAAUACCAAUGCCCGUCUCCUGACCUCAUGCCUAGUCCCGGAUCAGGGAAUCUGCACCAAGACGUUUCACUUAGUACCUUGGCCACAGAGAGGGAUGGAACUGUAAUCUAGACCAUCUGUCAGGAAGAUCGUGAAUGUGGAGGAGAUACAAACACUGCCACUUCUCAAGUCCCCAGAGCCUUUCAGAAAAGGGGAGUAGAGUAGGAUUACUUUCUAAAGGAGGUGUGUAUGAGGGAAAAUAAUUGUAUUGCUGUUCUUUA
Molecule: messenger RNA, 4134 nt
Organism: Hyaena hyaena (striped hyena)
Lineage: Eukaryota; Metazoa; Chordata; Mammalia; Carnivora; Hyaenidae
Gene: ADGRG2
Product: adhesion G protein-coupled receptor G2
Exons: 28
Coding region: 34-3078 (1014 amino acids)
Biological process (GO): cell surface receptor signaling pathway; adenylate cyclase-activating G protein-coupled receptor signaling pathway
Cellular component (GO): membrane
Molecular function (GO): G protein-coupled receptor activity
Source: RefSeq, a predicted model, not a curated record